This is a messenger RNA of Papaver somniferum (opium poppy), 1170 nucleotides long. Its product is annotated as ABC transporter F family member 4-like. The record is from RefSeq and is a predicted model, not a curated record. Lineage: Eukaryota; Viridiplantae; Streptophyta; Magnoliopsida; Ranunculales; Papaveraceae. The transcript has 6 exons. Bases 1 to 1170 code for a protein of 389 amino acids.
AUGACGCCAAACAAUGAACAAGGUUUCCCAAGUUUUCUAAGGUGGGUAAUAAGUGACAUCAGUACAACAAUCGAGAAAGACAUUAAUGAAGCUAUGAAAAAGGAAAAAGCUUGCAGUGAUGAACAACAACAAAUUUUGGAUGAGUACGGAAAGAAUAGGCAAGAAAAUAACACAGAUGCACUGAAGGAGCUUCACAGAGCACAAACACGAAGAGAUGAAGUAUUGGAAGAGCUUUCUGACUUGCAGGUUAAACAUGAAAAGCUUGUUAGCUUCAUUAAAGAAAAAAGCAAAAAACUUCAUGCAGCUGAUCUGAGUAAUGUGCAAAAUGAUAAGGAUCUUGUUGAUUUAUGUGUUGACACCUUGCAAGAAAUCAUUUCAUUUAACAAAACAUUAAAAAGUGAGGACGAACGUGAUGAUGAUAAGCAGGAGGAGGAGGAAGGUGAAAAAGUUGAGAAAAGUGGAAAAGGUGGUGAUGUGGAUGAUAGUGAUGAUGAUGGUAGUGAUGAUGAUGAUGAUGAGAAAGGUGAGAAAGGUAAGAAAGGUAGGAAAGGUGGUGAUCUGGAUGAUGAUGAUAGUGAUGAUGAUGAGGAGGAGGAGGAAGAGGGUAGCAAAGGUGGUGAUGAGGAGGAUAGAACUGAAUCCGAAAAGAAUGAAGUUUCAUCUGAAACUCCUAAAAAGCCGAGCUCACCUUCAUCAAAUACCAAUGAGGGAAAUGAAGAAAAGGAUAUGGAAGAUGGAAGUGAAUAUGACAAAGUAGUUGAUUCUGAAACUGCUAACAAGCCGAGGCCUUUAUCAAAGUCAAAUAAAAAAGAGGAUGGAAAGGAUGGAACAAGCCUGGGAGUUGAGUCUGAAACUGCUAACAAGCCGAGCACUUCUUUGCCAAAGACAAAUGAAGAUCAACAAGACCAUACGGACCUUGAUAACCAGGAUGUAAGGAAUACCACUCAAACUGCUGAAAUUGAUGAAGCUACGAUAAUCGCAGUUCAAUCCAUAUCUCAUGUGGACCCUAAAGGCAUGUUGCCGGUUGAAGAAGAUGUCCUUUUACUCACACAGGGAGAAGAUCCACAUAAUGAUCCUUAUACAUCAAUUGAUGACUUUCCAGACAACUUGUCUGAAACUGUUUUUAAAAGCUUGAAAAAGGUAGUUAUAGAACGGCACCAUCUGAAGUGA